GGCGGACUCCGAUUCGUACUCGGAAUCGCCAUCAGCAGCGGCAUCUGGCUGGGGGUAUCGCUUGCGAGCGCAGCACAUCAUUCGGCCAGCAAUUCGCCAAUGCAGAUACUGUAUCUGCGGGCAGCGGCGGCUACUAAAUCGAACACAGCCAAGAGCUAAAAUCCCCAUAUAUACAUACUCGUCGUCCGUCGUCCGUCGCCGUUGUCGUCGUGCUCCACUUGUGCCCAUUGUUGGUUCUGCUGUCACCGUAACUCACAAUUGAAUUGUUCCUUUGUUCUGUCCCGUCCAGUCGGAGACCCGCUGCCGAAUUUCGCAUAAUUGGCUGGCUUUCAAGUUGGCCGCCAGACCAAGUGUCGCCGCCACAAAGAUACAUCUACCGAUUGAUCCUCGAGCCUUUGGAGCUUCUGCUGCAACUGCGUAUUGAGUACUGAGUACUGAGCACUGAGUUAACCAUGCUGGUGCCGCCGGACAUGAUGGCCGCCCAAACGCGCAUGGUCUACCAGAUGAAUCGGUUCUGCGAGGAGAGGGUGCAGGCCAGGAUGUUCAAGACGGCCACCGCCAUACGGGAGAUCUGCAAGAUCGUCCAGGACAUCCUCAAGGAGGUGGAGCUGCAGGAGCCGCGCUUCAUCUCCAGCCUCGUCGAGUGCAAUGGCAGAUUCGAGGGCGUGGAGGUGGUAUCGCCGAAUGAGUUCGAGAUAGUGCUGUAUCUGAAUCAAAUGGGCGUCUUCAACUUCGUGGACGACGGCACCUUGCCGGGCUGUGCGGUCUUGAAGCUGAGCGACGGCCGCAAGCGGUCCAUGUCCUUGUGGGUGGAGUUCAUCACGGCCAGCGGCUACCUGUCCUCGCGGAAGAUACGCGCCCGUUUCCAGACGCUGGUGGCACAGGCCUGCGACAAGAGUGUCUACCGCGACAUGGUCAAGAUGAUGGGCGACACCAGCGAGGUGAAGUUGCGCAUUCGCGAACGAUUCGUGGUGCAGAUCACGCCGGCCUUUAAGUGCUCCGGCAUCUGGCCGAGAUCGGCGGCCCACUGGCCGGUGCCACAUCUGCCGUGGCCACAUCCCAGCAUCGUGGCGGAGGUCAAGACGGAGGGAUUCGAUCUGCUGUCCAAGGAGAGCGUCGUCCUGCAGAACAAGAGCAACAACGCCGCCAGCAUGGAGGGCGAUGCCUGGGUGCUCAGCUUCUUCGAGGCCGAAAACCGCCUGCUGCAAGGUGGCUGUCGCCGGCGCUGCCUGAGCAUGCUGAAGACGCUGCGGGACAGGCAUCUGGAGCUACCAGGCAACCCCAUCAGCGCGUACCACCUGAAGAACCUGCUGCUCUACGAGUGCGAGAAGCAUCCGCGGGACUUUGAGUGGGACGAGAGCUGCAUCGCCGACCGCAUCAACGGCAUCUUCCUGCAGCUGAUAUCCUGCCUGCAGUACCGUCGCUGUCCCCACUACUUCCUGCCCGCCCUGGACAUGUUCAAGGGCAAAUCGCCCAGUGCUUUGGAGCAGGCGGCCAAGCAGGUGUGGCGACUGACCCGCGAGCUCCUUACAAAUGCCAACGCCUUCGAGAAGUUGUAAGGGGUUCCAGGGGUUCGAGGGGUUAGAGUUCACGAUGGGUCGAUAAUGUCGAGGAUAAUGAGGAAUACCUUAUUAUUAGUUGGCACAACACUCUUAGAGUGCUUGGCUAUCGUUGGACUUCUUGUUUUUUUACCCAUUUAUAGUUGUAUAUUUUUCUUAGCUUCUUUUGACUCUGCUCACAUAUGGUUAACUUGCCAAACUUCCAAGUAUCGUAUCGACCCAUCGAAAGUGUGGGAGUGUGGAUGUGCAUGAGAUACAUCUGAAAGAUACUUGUGAAAGAUACAUGUGCGAGUAAGUACGUGCGCGUGGAUACAGCUCCUUGGCGGCCAUUUUGUGCCAUGUCCGUGUGCCUCUGCCUCUGCCUGUCUGUGUGCGUGAGAUUGAGUGUGUGUGUGAGUGUAUGUGUGUGAGUGUCUGUGUGUGAGUGCUGUGUGUGCCAAAGUGUUAAUGCGAAGAUGCGAGAUAAGUCCACUCCCCAUUCGACUUAACUCGACACAACUCGACUCGACUCGAUUCGAGAUAUCUAUCUGCCCAUCCAGGCGUUCCGGCUAAGCCUCGAAUAUUGUUUUUAAUAACUCGUCCCCCGCCCCUUGCCCCCUCCCCUCUCCCCUCACAACGCAUCCUUUGUUUGGAAAGCGAACAAUGGACUCGCCGGUUCGCAAGUCCGGAUGGAAAAAUCGAGAGAUCGAAAAAACUAAAAUCGCAAGAGGAGAAAAGAGGAGAAAAGAGCAUUUGUGCAGGCGGCUCCUUUUACACGGUGGCCAUCCACUCGACGUAUACGAUUGUUUCACAGCUCGCAGAUCCUAGAUCAAAGCAAAACGAAACGAAACACAACAAAAUAUAAUAUAUACUUAUACAUAUAAUGCAAAAAACACAAAAACCUAAAAAAAAGGGAGAGACAGAUUCCAUUGAUUGUUGCAAGUCCAACUUAACAUUGUUUUAUUUUGUAUCUACUACUUAUCGUUUAUAUACACAUGUCGAUGUCUAUUAUGCGAUGCCCAACAUUUACCACGAUUAUCCGCAGUUUGUUUUAAGUAACGACGUAAUCCUAGAUUGCCUA
This is a messenger RNA of Drosophila teissieri, 2619 nucleotides long. Its product is annotated as protein mab-21-like. Bases 453 to 1559 code for a protein of 368 amino acids. Lineage: Eukaryota; Metazoa; Arthropoda; Insecta; Diptera; Drosophilidae. The record is from RefSeq and is a predicted model, not a curated record. The transcript has 3 exons.